Molecule: messenger RNA, 1227 nt
Organism: Saccostrea cuccullata (small rock oyster)
Lineage: Eukaryota; Metazoa; Mollusca; Bivalvia; Ostreida; Ostreidae
Exons: 9
Coding region: 75-1154 (359 amino acids)
Source: RefSeq, a predicted model, not a curated record
CUUAUGUUAUAUUUGCAAAGAAGGUCGUAAUAUUACGCACCUGUAGGCCAGUCAUCUCAUAGAACCAGAUCACAAUGAUGUCGAUGUGUUGUCUUUUUCUUUUCUCGCUUUUCCUUGGACAAAGUCUCUCAACUCAAUACAAUACGGACCACCUACGAAGUCUAUUGAGUUAUGAUUGUUCCUCCGAUGGAAGUAUAGAUGUCAGAGGAGUUCCGGAUGGUUAUACGGUUACCGUUAUCAGUACAAGCUGUUCCGUGUAUCUGACGUCUCCGGGGGAAUAUAAUAUUCCUUCUAUGUGCAAGACUUACGACUACUGGGGAUACAACCACGGAUAUCCUUCUGAACUAACUUCGUCAUACCCAUGGUACCACGGCUCUACCCCUAGUUAUUGGUACCAGUCCACUACCUCUGACUAUUUCGGUGAGGUUGACAUUGCUGUUUCUCAUGGCACCCACGGUGGGAUUGUGGGUGGAAAGGACCACCACGAGUUCCGUUUGAUCUGCGAUGGUAUACACACCAACGGAAAAUUGUACAGAGUAUCUGAUGGGAUACGUGAAGUGUCGAACCCAAGUGCCGUGCCGCCAACACUUUCAUACAGACAGUUGAGAGCUGGUUACUACAAUUACCCAAGUCUACGUUUAACUAACAGUGGAGGAUCUGACAUUUACUACACACAUACCGGACAAAUGAUUUAUCUUCUCCUCUCCUCCAAUGAUCCUCGCUAUAUCAUUCGUCCAGAAAACUGUUCUGCACAGGAUGGUUAUAACUACUGGAAUUCUAAUCGAAGAAUUGAACUUUUCAAUGUCCAUCAUUCUGGAUGUCUCUUGGAGCCGUAUCUAAUGGAGAUGUUCACCACUGUGGGUCACGGACAGAGUAGUGUUAGGGCACCUGUCUAUUCCUUCCACUUCGCAGGUGGCAGUGAUUACGUAUCUUUCAUCUGCAACGUAAGAAUAUGCAGCAAGACGUCAUACAAUUGUGAUCUGAAUACCUGUAAGUCAAAGAGAUCCCAGCGUGAAUCAGGCGAUGAGGGGGCACCUGCACACGAGCUCUCUGUUACUAUUCAAGUUGGCCCUGCAUCAGGGGGAAGAAAAUGGUUGUUAACGCCAGUUCUUUUACUGCUUCUUCCGUGUAUCAGUUUUGUAUUGAAAUUAUGAUUAUAGGUCAUAAAUAGUGUAUUACGUGACGUAUGAAACUCUUUCAAAGACCUUGCAAAUUAAUCUGCAAAAG